Molecule: messenger RNA, 7070 nt
Organism: Salarias fasciatus (jewelled blenny)
Lineage: Eukaryota; Metazoa; Chordata; Actinopteri; Blenniiformes; Blenniidae
Gene: cad
Product: carbamoyl-phosphate synthetase 2, aspartate transcarbamylase, and dihydroorotase
Exons: 43
Coding region: 45-6692 (2215 amino acids)
Biological process (GO): L-glutamine metabolic process; L-arginine biosynthetic process; 'de novo' pyrimidine nucleobase biosynthetic process
Cellular component (GO): carbamoyl-phosphate synthase complex; cytoplasm
Molecular function (GO): aspartate carbamoyltransferase activity; hydrolase activity, acting on carbon-nitrogen (but not peptide) bonds, in cyclic amides; amino acid binding
Source: RefSeq, a predicted model, not a curated record
UCUAUCUGCCGGUUUCCCGCGCGCAGCCCCGCAUCUCCCGCACCAUGGCCACGCUCAUCCUGGAGGACGGCAGCUCGUUCCGGGGCCGCCCGUUCGGGGCCCACGUGUCCGUGUCCGGGGAAGUGGUGUUCCAGACGGGGAUGGUGGGGUACCCCGAGGCGCUGAGCGACCCGUCGUACCGCCGCCAGCUGCUGACGCUCACCUACCCGCUGGUGGGGAACUACGGCGUUCCGGGGGACGAGGAGGGACCCUUCGGCCUGAGCCGGUGGUUCGAGUCGUCGCGGAUCCACGCCGCGGCGCUGAUCGUCGGAGAGCUGACGGAGCGUCCCAGCCACUGGAGCGCCGCCAAGUCCCUGGACCAGUGGCUGCAGGAGCACGGCGUCCCGGGUCUGCAAGGUGUGGACACGCGGCGUCUCACCAAGAAGAUCCGGGAGAAGGGGACCAUGCUGGGGAAGCUGGUCCUGGACCAGACCCCCUCAGAUGACGUCCCCUUCGAGAACCCGGACCAGAGGAACCUGGUCCAGGAGGUCUCCAUGAAGGAGCCCAGAGUCUUCAACCCGAGUGGCGGAGUCCGGAUCACCGUGGUGGACUGCGGCAUCAAGUUCAACCAGAUCCGCUGCCUGGCCCAGAGGGGGGCCCGCGUCACCGUGCUGCCCUGGGACCACCCGCUGGACCCCAAUGACUUCGACGGUCUGUUCAUCAGUAACGGACCUGGAGACCCCCGGUUCUGCCAGACCACCAUCGAGAACCUGCGGGCCGUGGUCUGCGUGGAGAACCCCAAGCCGGUGUUCGGGAUCUGCCUGGGCCACCAGCUGCUGGCCCUGCUGAUCGGGGCCAAGACCUACAAGAUGAAGUACGGGAACCGGGGCCACAACCAGCCGUGCCUCCACCACGGAACCGGCCGCUGCUUCAUCACCAGCCAGAACCACGGCUUCGCCGUCGACGCCGGAACGCUGCCGCCGGACUGGAGCGUUCUCUUCACCAACGCCAACGACCAGACCAACGAGGGCAUCGUGCACCAGUCCAAGCCGCUCUUCAGCGUUCAGUUCCACCCGGAGCACAUGGCCGGCCCCACGGACCUGGUGGGCCUGUUCGACGUGUUCCUCGACACGGUGAGGGAACACCGAGACGGAACCCUGACGCAGUCCAUGAAGCAGCGUCUGACGGACCACCUGACGUUCCCCGCCUCCCCUCGGCCCUCAGAGGUCCGGCGGCCCCGGAAGGUCCUGAUCCUGGGUUCUGGAGGUCUGUCCAUCGGCCAGGCCGGGGAGUUCGACUACUCGGGGUCACAGGCCAUCAAGGCCCUGAAGGAGGAGAAUAUCCAGACGGUCCUGAUCAACCCCAACAUCGCCACGGUGCAGACCUCCAAGGGUCUGGCGGACAAGGUCUACUUCCUGCCCAUCACGCCGGACUACGUGGUGCAGGUCAUCAAGAACGAGCGUCCCGACGGCGUCCUGCUGACGUUCGGCGGCCAGACGGCGCUCAACUGCGGCGUGGAGCUGACCAAGAUGGGGGUCCUGGACAAGUACGGGGUCCGGGUCCUGGGGACGCCGGUGUCCUCCAUCGAGAUGACGGAGGACCGCAAGGUCUUCGUGGAGAAGAUGGAGGAGAUCGGCGAGCACGUGGCGCCCAGUGAGGCGGCGCUGUCGGUGGAGCAGGCGGUGGCAGCCGCCGAGCGCCUGGGCUACCCGGUCCUGGUCCGGUCCGCCUUCGCCCUGGGCGGUCUGGGCUCCGGCUUCGCCAACAGCCGGGAGGAGCUGACGGCGCUGGCGACGGCGGCGUUCGCCCACACCUCCCAGGUCCUGGUGGACAAGUCCCUGAAGGGCUGGAAGGAGAUCGAGUACGAAGUGGUCCGAGACGCCUACGACAACUGCAUCACCGUGUGUAACAUGGAGAACGUGGACCCCCUGGGGAUCCACACCGGGGAGUCCAUCGUGGUGGCCCCCAGCCAGACCCUGAACGACCACGAGUACCACCUGCUGCGCCGCACCGCCAUCAAGGUCAUCCGCCACCUCGGCAUCGUGGGAGAGUGCAACAUCCAGUACGCCCUGAACCCGGAGUCGGACCAGUACUACAUCAUCGAGGUCAACGCCCGUCUGUCCAGGAGUUCCGCUCUGGCCUCCAAAGCCACCGGCUUCCCUCUGGCCUACGUGGCGGCAAAGCUGGGUCUGGGAAUCCCCCUGCCAGAGCUCAGGAACUCGGUCACCGGCUCCACCACGGCGAACUUCGAGCCCAGCCUGGACUACUGCGUGGUGAAGGUUCCCCGAUGGGACCUGAGCAAGUUCCUGAGGGUGUCCACCCACAUCGGGAGCUCCAUGAAGAGCGUUGGCGAGGUGAUGGCGAUCGGGCGGAGCUUCGAGGAAGCCUUCCAGAAAGCUCUCCGCAUGGUGGACGAGAACUGCGUCGGCUUCGACCACACCAUCAAACCCGUGUCGGAACAGGAGCUGCAGACCCCCACCGACAAGCGGAUCUUCGUGCUGGCGGCGGCGCUGCGGUCCGGCUACACGGUGGAGAAGCUGUACCAGCUGACCAAGAUCGACCGCUGGUUCCUGCACAAGAUGAAGAACAUCGCCGACCACGAGAGGCUGCUGGAGACCUUCAACCAGGACGAGAGCGCCAUGCCUCCAGAGGUGAUGCUGAAGGCCAAACAGCUGGGCUUCUCUGACAAGCAGAUCGCUCUGGCGGUCCAGAGCACAGAGCUGGCGGUCCGGAAGCUGCGCCGGGAUUGGUCCAUUCUGCCGGCGGUGAAGCAGAUCGACACGGUGGCGGCCGAGUGGCCGGCCCAGACCAACUACCUGUACCUGACGUACCACGGCGCCGAGGACGACCUGGGCUUCGGCGAGCCGCACGUCAUGGUGAUCGGCUCCGGCGUCUACCGCAUCGGCAGCAGCGUGGAGUUCGACUGGUGCGCCGUGGGCUGCAUCACGGAGCUGCGCAAGAUGGGCUACAAGACCAUCAUGGUGAACUACAACCCCGAGACCGUCAGCACCGACUACGACAUGUGUGACCGGCUCUACUUCGACGAGAUCUCCUUCGAGGUGGUGAUGGACAUCUACGAGCGGGAGAACCCGGAGGGCGUCAUCCUGUCCAUGGGCGGCCAGCUGCCCAACAACAUCGCCAUGGCGCUGCACCGCCAGCAGUGCCGCAUCCUGGGAACCUCGCCCGAGUUCAUCGACUGCGCCGAGAACCGCUUCAAGUUCUCCCGGAUGCUGGACACCAUCGGCAUCAGCCAGCCGCAGUGGAAGGAGCUGUCCGAGACCGAGUCGGCGGUGAAGUUCUGCGAGAAGGUGGGCUACCCCUGCCUGGUGCGGCCGUCCUACGUCCUCAGCGGCGCCGCAAUGAACGUGGCCUACGGCGACGGCGACCUGGAGAAGUUCCUGAGCAACGCCGUGGCGGUCUCCAGAGAACACCCGGUGGUCAUCUCCAAGUUCAUCCAGGAGGCCAAGGAGAUCGACGUGGACGCGGUGGCGUGCGACGGCGUGGUGGUGGCCAUCGCCGUGUCAGAACACGUGGAGAACGCCGGCGUUCACUCGGGCGACGCCACACUGGUGACCCCGCCCCAGGACCUGAAUCAGAAGACCAUGGACCGCAUCAGGACCAUCGUGCACGCCAUCGGCCAGGAGCUGCAGGUCACCGGGCCCUUCAACCUGCAGCUCAUCGCCAAGGACGACCAGCUGAAGGUGAUCGAGUGCAACGUGCGCGUCUCGCGCUCGUUCCCCUUCGUGUCCAAGACCCUGGGAGUGGACCUGGUCGCCGUGGCGACGCGGGCCAUCAUGGGCGAGGAGGUGGAGCCCGUGGGCCUCAUGAGGGGGAAAGGCAUCGUGGGAGUGAAGGUUCCGCAGUUCUCCUUCUCGCGGCUGGCCGGCGCCGACGUGGUUUUGGGCGUGGAGAUGACGAGCACCGGCGAGGUGGCGUGCUUCGGCGAGAACCGGUACGAGGCCUACCUCAAGGCCAUGCUGUCCACCGGAUUCAAGAUCCCCAAGAAGAACAUCCUGCUGUCCAUCGGCAGCUACAAGAACAAAAGCGAGCUGCUGCCCACGGUCCAGGCUCUGGAGGCCAUGGGCUACGACCUGUACGCCAGCGUGGGAACCGCCGACUUCUACACGGAGCACGGCGUGUCGGUGACCGCCGUGGACUGGCCGUUCGAGGAGGACGGAGAGUGUUCCACCAAGGAGAAGCAGCGCAGCAUCAUGAACUACCUGGAGGAGAACCGCUUCGACCUGGUGAUCAACCUGUCCAUGAGGAACAGCGGCGGGCGCCGCCUGUCCUCCUUCGUCACCAAGGGCUACCGGACCCGGCGGCUGGCGGUGGACUACUCCGUUCCGCUCAUCAUUGAUAUAAAGUGCACCAAGCUCUUCGUGCAGGCGCUGCGCCAGAUUGGACGCUUCCCCCCCGUGAAGACGCACGUGGACAGCAUGACGUCUCAGACGCUGGUCCGGCUGCCCGGUCUGAUCGACGUCCACGUCCACCUGCGGGAGCCAGGCGCCACCAUGAAGGAGGACUUCGCGUCGGGCACGGCGGCCGCCCUUGCCGGGGGCGUGACCUUGGUGUGCGCCAUGCCCAACACGGCGCCGGCCGUCACCGACGCCGACAGCCUGGCGCUAGCGCAGAAGCUGGCCCGGGCCGGCUGCCGCUGCGACUACGCCCUGUACCUGGGCGCCGCCGCCGACAACGCCGACCUGCUGCCGCCGCUCGCCGCCCAGAGCGCCGGCCUGAAGAUGUACCUGAACGACACCUUCUCCACCCUCAAGAUGGACAACGUGUCCCUGUGGAUGGAGCACUUCGAGAAGUGGCCGAAGCAGCUGCCCAUCGUGGCUCACGCCGAGAAGCAGACGGUGGCAGCCAUCCUGAUGGUGGCGCAGCUGUACCAGCGGCCCGUGCACAUCUGCCACGUGGCCAGGAAGGAGGAGAUCGCCGUCAUCCGGGCGGCCAAGCAGAAGGGCAUCCAGGUGACGUGCGAGGUGGCGCCGCACCACCUCUUCCUGUGCGCCGAGGACACAGCGGCCAUCGGCGCCGGCCGGGCCGAGGUGCGUCCGGCGCUGGGGACCCGGCAGGACAUGGAGGCGCUGUGGGACAACCUGGACAUCAUCGACUGCUUCGCCACCGACCACGCGCCCCACACCCUGGAGGAGAAGAGCGGCGAGCGGCCGCCGCCCGGCUUCCCCGGCCUGGAGACCAUGCUGCCGCUGCUGCUCACCGCCGUCAGCGACGGACGCCUCACCCUGGACGACAUCAUCACCCGUCUCCAUGACAACCCCCGCCGCAUCUUCAACCUACCGCCACAGGACAACACCUACGUGGAGGUGGAGCUGGAGCAGGAGUGGGUGGUCCCGUCCUCCAUGCAGUUCUCUAAAGCUCGCUGGACGCCGUUCGCGGGGAUGAAGGUCAAAGGUCGUGUCCGCCGGGUGGUGCUGAGGGGGGAGGUGGCCUACAUCGACGGACAGGUCCUGGUUCCUCCGGGUUACGGGGAGGAUGUGAAGACGUGGUCGUCGGGUUCUCUUCAUCCGGAGCCGAAAGAACCUCCCAAGACGCCGGAGCACGGCCGCCCCACCCCCCCGCGGGAGGCCACGGUUCGAUCCCGGGCGGCCAGCCCCCGCCGCUUCCACCGCUCCUCCGACCCGGGACUGCCUCCAGACAUGGCCUCUCUCCCUCCGAGCGGCGCCGUUGCCGACGGUUACGGACACCCCCCUCCUCUGUCCCGCCUGCUGUCCCCCCAGUCUGGACCUCCUCCCCCCGGACAGGUCCCCCACCUGCAGAUGUCCCCCCUGCUGCACCCGCUGGUGGGACAACAUGUCCUCACCGUGAGCCAGUUCAGCAAGGAGCAGAUGUCUCACCUCUUCAACGUAGCUCACACGUUGCGUCUGAUGGUCCAGAAGGAGCGCAGUCUGGACAUCCUGAAGGGUAAGGUGAUGGCGGCCAUGUUCUACGAGGUGAGCACGCGCACCAGCAGCUCGUUCGCGGCGGCCAUGCAGCGGCUCGGCGGCUCGGUGCUGCACUACAGCGACGCCACGUCUUCGGCGCAGAAGGGCGAGUCGCUGGCCGACUCGGUGCAGACCAUGAGCGGCUACGCCGACGUGCUGGUGCUGCGCCACCCGACGCCCGGCGCCGUGGAGACGGCGUCUCGUCACUGCCGUAAGCCGGUGAUCAACGCGGGGGACGGGGUCGGGGAGCAUCCCACCCAGGCCCUGCUGGACGUCUUCACCAUCCGGGAGGAGCUGGGGACGGUCAACGGCAUGACGGUCACCAUGGUGGGCGACCUGAAGCACGGCCGCACCGUGCACUCCCUGGCCCGGCUGCUGACCCAGUACCGGAUCACCCUGCGCUACGUGGCGCCGCCGAACCUGCACAUGCCCGAUGACAUCAUCCGCUACGUGGCGUCCAAGGGCAUCAAGCAGGAGGAGUUCGACAGCCUGGAGGAAGCUCUGCCCGACACCGACGUUCUCUACAUGACCCGGAUCCAGAAGGAGCGCUUCGGCUCCGAGGACGAGUACCGAGCGAGCUUCGGCCAGUUCGUUCUCACGCCGCACAUCAUGACGGCGGCCAAGAAGAAGAUGGUGGUGAUGCACCCACUGCCCAGGGUCAACGAGAUCAGUGUGGAGGUGGACUCGGACCCCCGGGCGGCGUACUUCCGGCAAGCGGAGAACGGCAUGUACAUCCGGAUGGCCCUGCUGGCCACCGUGCUGGGCAGGUAGACCGCAGCGCUCCACCCGGCCAGCAGGCGGCGCUGCUCCGCCCGGCCAGCAGGCGGCGCUGCUCCGCCCGGCCAGCAGGCGGCGCUGCUCCGCCCGGCCAGCAGGCGGCGCUGCUCCGCCCGGCCAGCAGGCGGCGCUGCUCCGCCCGGCCAGCAGGCGGCGCUGCUCCCCCCGGCCAGCAGGCGGCGCUGCUCCCCCCGGCCAGCAGGCGGCGCUGCUCUGCCCGGCACUCCUUCACUCUCUCAUGGGACCAAUAAUGAUGCUUCUGCUGUCCUCCUGUCCUGCUUCUCUGGACCUUUAUUGAAACUCUCGUGUUUUUCUGGAUCUUUCCUGUAACUUUCCUCUGAAUAAAGCCAUGAAUAAAGACAAGUUCCACUU